Molecule: messenger RNA, 1921 nt
Organism: Portunus trituberculatus (swimming crab)
Lineage: Eukaryota; Metazoa; Arthropoda; Malacostraca; Decapoda; Portunidae
Product: innexin inx2-like
Cellular component (GO): plasma membrane; gap junction
Molecular function (GO): gap junction channel activity
Source: RefSeq, a predicted model, not a curated record
GCAAUUAGGCUGGAGGCGGUAGGGCGUGAUGAGGCAUAUCUGACAUCAGCAGAGUGAGGAGGAGAAGAGGUAGUGACAGCACCCAUGGCUCAGCACUCAACCUUACACUGAUGCCUCACCUCACCUCAGCUCAUGAGUGAAGUCGACCGCAGCCUGCAACAACUCCUGGCUUCUUACGACCCCGCCGCGGCCAGACCCAAGCAGCCUCACCCUCAGGGAGAUAGAGGAAUGGUAAUGCCAGGCCAGAGUGGGAGGUCCUUUGACAUUAUCCGGCAGAUUGUCGGAAAUGUUGUCAAUAUCUUCAAUAAGCGGGCGUCGCCCUGCACCGCACCAUGUGAUGGCAUGGUGCUUAAGAUGCACUACCAGUGGACCUUCUGGGUCUUGCUUGGCGGCUUCUCUGCCAUCUGGUAUUCCUGGUACCACCGGGACGUGAUCACUUGUGCAUCUCACUUUAACGCUGAGACGCAGGUCAGGCUAGACUACAUCAACAUCUGUCUGUCUUACCCAUAUGUGGAGGGUGUGGGAGAGGACCUGGGGGAUGGGGAGGGCGGCCGGCGCUACCUCCUCUUCUACCGCUGGAUCCACUGGGCCCUGCUCCUGCUGGCGGGCUUCUAUUACAUCCCACGCAAGAUCUCCAAGACCUCCGAGAAUUCCAAGGUGAAGAAGCUCAUAGAAGACCUAGCAGUGAACGCCCACCGCUAUGACGGGCUGGAGCGAGAGCUGGUGGAUCGCACCGCCAAGUACAUCGCCUACAACCUCAAGACCCACAAUGGCCUUUACUACAAGUAUGUCACCUGCAACCUGGUGGCCCUGCUGGUGGACAUCUUCAGCUUCCAGUUUCUGGACUUUUUGUUCCAAGGGAGGUUUUUGCGGUACGGCUUCCAAGCUUACCCCUUCAACCGCGACCCCCAGCAGUUCAAUGACUACAUGUCUGACAUGUUCCCUCCAUUCGCCAACUGUGAGCUCCACAAUGAGGUGCAGCUCACCAACAAGCGGAUCGAGCGUCUGGGUUGCCACCUCACCGUGAUGGAGUUGUACGAGAAGGUGUUCCUGGUGCUGUGGCUGUGGCUCAUUGUCAUGACCACCAUGACUGUUGGCUACCUGUUCUUCCUGGCCCUCAUGUGGGUGCCAUGGGCACGGCUCAUUAUGCUGAGAAUUGCCAAGCCUCUCAAUGCCAAGGACACGAUCCGCAAUACCAUCUGUAGCAUCGUCAGCACCUGCAAGAUUGGAGAUGUGUAUCUCCUGUACCGCCUCAAGCAGCACUUCAGCCACGCUCGCUACUACGAGCUGCUGACACGCCUCUCUGACCAAGACUUCCUGCGCACAAUGAUGGACAGUGUGGCCAUCGACCACCACGGCCACAAGGGCGGCCAAGACCUGCGCCAACGCAAGAACAACCCUAAACCCCAAGGCAAGUUCCAAGAUGUGCUGUUUAACACCCCGGGUGAGGGUGGCUAUUUGCCCAACUCCAGUAUCUUAGUUGAAUAAGUAGCUGGAAAUGGAGGUUUUCAUUGGAAUGCAAGUUUGAAUCUGUGUCAAGUACUUAUCAGUGGAGAGUACAAACUUGCAAGGCAGUUGAGCUUGGCCUGCUGGCUGGCUGGCUUGUGGCAGGAGGGUGACUCAUGUUCACUGCUUCUUGCUAAACAAGUGUGGUGUGUGUAAGUGAGUGGCUGAGUGGAGGAUGACUGACUGCCUUGGACGAGUGACUGCUGUGUGAGUGGAAGUAGGUAAUUGCAUACUGUACUUAAGGUUAUUUUUGUGCAUUUUUUACUCUGCCAUUUUAUUAGCAUUUUUGUCUGGCAUUUUAUCCUAGCUGUUGCAUUUAACAAGACUGUAACUGAGCCAUAUCUGUUACUGUUUGGGGAGACACUGCCAAAUAAAUGCUCUGCUUCAGUCUGUUUUUAAUAAAACAAGAAAGCAA